UCUAUACUUUGUGUUACCGCGAUAUUAUCCAAAUUCUAAUAGAAUCCGUCUAUAUUUAAUAACUAGUAUUUUUCAAUUACAUUUUUACAUUUCCUGCAGUUAUUUAAACACUACAUUGAUUACAACAUAUGUACAAAAGAUAAUAUAUUUGAUGAUGCAAUUUUCUACCUAUCAUGACUGAAUUAAAAUAGAUUACUAUACAGUGUGAUUAGUAUUUAAAUCUGAAAGUGUAUAUCCUAUUUAUAAUAUUAAAAUUUUACUACAAUCAAACUAACUAUUUUCUUUUUGAAUGAAAAAGUUAGUGACAUUAACAUAAGUGUAACUAAUUACUGAGUGACAUCGGGUAUCAAACUGCAUAGUUCAAUCUUGACGUCUAAUUAUCGUGAAGUAAAUUAUACAUAUAAUAUACGUUGAAAAGAUAGUAGAACCACGGUUUAUGCGACCGUGAGUGGAACGUUGUGGUCCUCCUAUUACAUUAUUGGGCUUACAUCGUCUUUGAUUAGAAGUUUAGAUAACGUAGAUAAUGGAUCAUCAAAUAUUUAAAAUAUACAACCAGGAAGACUUUAACAGAAUCACAAAGGGUAUUAAAGUUGCACAAUGUAUGCAAUCGCGAUCGUCAUCUGUUUCAGGAAGUGAGAGAAUGAUAAGUCAACUUGAUGAUUUAGUUGUAUCUGAUUCUUUAAGUUGUUCAUUUUGUAAUACUAUAUUUGAAGAUAAAGCACAACAAAGACUGCAUUAUAAGUUAGAUUGGCACCGGUAUAAUUUAAAACAGCGUUUGAAUGGAUUAAGACCUAUUAAUGAAGAUAAAUUUAAUCUUUUAGCUGAUGAAGGCAAUGUUUCAAGUUUAUCUGGAAGUGAUGUAGAAUCUGAAAAUGAAGAUGAGACAUAUGCCUCAGAAACAGGAUAUGGUCAUUGUGAAAGUAAAAUCUCCAUUAAAAAUAAGAAAAUUGAAAAAAAAGGAAAAAAUGCAGAGUCAGUUUCUGAUAGUUCUGAUACAGAAUAUUGUGAUGACAUUAUCAAAGAGAAAAAAGUUGAGGCUUUAUUAGUCACUGCAAAUCGUCAUUCAAAAGUUUUUUUUGAGAAUGAUGAUGGAAAUAUAUUUAGUAUAUAUAGAUGCUUACUUCACAACAAGAAGGAAAUUCCAGAGGUAGACAAUGAGAUGAUUGCUCAGGCACUGGACAGUGGGAGAAAAACAACAUGGACUGUCAUCAUGAUUGGUGGAGGACAUUUUGCUGCAGCUGUGUUUCAAGAUGGGGAACCUAUUGUGCACAAAACAUUUCAUUCUUAUACAGUACGCGCAAAACAGGGCUUUGCUCAAAGUUCACGUACAACAGCUAAUCAUCCAAAGAGUGCUGGAGCUAGUUUACGUCGUUAUAAUGAAGCAUCUCUCCUUCAGCAUGUGCAAGAUAUACUUGAAUCAUGGUCAUCUCAUAUCAGUAAUUCCUCUCUAAUUUUAUAUAGAGCAGUUGGUCCAUAUAAUCGUACUGUAUUAUUUGGAGGAAAAAAUCCACCUUUAGAUAAAAAUGACUUAAGAUUGAGGCCACUACCUUUUCCUACUCGUAGAGCAACAUUUAGUGAAGUUAAAAGAGUGUAUGACAUUUUAAGUUCCAUGGAAAUUUAUGGCUCUGCAUCUGAUUUUACAGAUUCUUUUCCUAUUUCACCACGUCAACCUCUUAGAAAAAAAGUUUCAAAAGCUGAUGUAUCUAGCGAAAUUCCGGAGAAAAUAGAGAAUGUAGAGUAUGAUUCUAAUGCUACCAAUAACGCACGUAAUCCACAAGAUAGCGAUAAGAAUAAAAUUCCUGCUCAAGCAUCUCCCGAAAGACAACAUAAGAAUUCUCGAUCUCAUAUAGAUAGAGCAAAACCAAGAAAAAGUCCAUGUCGCCCUUUACCCGAUAUCAUUGCUAGGUUAGCACAAUCGUCUUCGGAAUCAGAAUUGGAUCAAACAGGAACUUCUAAUAUUCCAAUGGAUGUUUCAUUAAUUGAACAAGAAUUGGAAGUAGAAUUUAAUGAAAAUUUACUUGCCUUUCAAGAUACUGUGCCAAGAUAUAUGAAGAAUAAGAAAGCUCGUCGUCAGAAGAAAAAGACAAAAAAAGAUGAAUGCGUGCUGAACGAGACUUUAACCAAUGCUAAAGUUAAAUUAUGGUCUGCAUGUAAAUUAGGCGAUGGUGAAUUAUUAUCAUCUGUAAUUAAUGAUCUCGUAAUUCAAGUAGAAAAGUUUGUGGAGUUGGAAGAACAAAAUCAAGAGGACGUAACUGUAGAUUUUAAUUCAAUUGUAAACAAAGAUGAUGUGAAGAAAUUGGUAAAUGAUGCUAAUGAAGAUGGUAAUACGAUGUUACAUGUAGCAGCUUUGGGUGGACACUUGAAAUUAGUGUGGCAAUUACUGGAAAUUGGAUCAGAUCCUUGCAAUAAAAAUAAGAAGCUACAAACACCAUAUGCUGCGGCAAAUGAUAAGGAAACCAGAAAUACUUUUAGAAGAUUUAUGGGCGCUUAUCCUGACAAGUUCAAUUAUAGCAAAUCUCAAAUACCUGGCCCACUUACUGAUGAAAUAGAACAAGAGGAAUUAGAAAAAAAGAGACAACAAAGAAAAAUAAAACGGGAGAAAGAUAAAUUGAAGAGAAAAGAAUUUGAACUUAAAAAACAAGAAGAAGAUACAAAGCAAAGAUAUCUUAGUCUUAGUGACAGAGAAAAGAGAGCUUUGGUUGCAGAGCAACGUAUUUUAAACCAAGGGUGCACCAUAAUUUCACGAUGCUUUCAAUGUGGUGUGAAUAUGGCAGGUCAAGUGCCUUUUGAGUAUAAUUCCAAUCGUUUCUGUUCUAUGCCGUGUCUAAAGGAACAUCGUCUUCACAACAAAGUUACGAAAAUGACGUAUUUCUUAUAAAGGACUAGAUUUAAAUGUAUGUAUACUUCUUUCAAUAAUGAAGAAAGAAUGGAAUAAUCAUAAUAUAAUGAUUAAAAAUUAGGCACUCUGUGUUCAAAAUAACAUGGAUAUGUAAAUUUAGGAUAUUUUAUGUUCUGCAAUACACGUGAUGCAUAUUUAUUGUGUUGUUCAGGUAAAAUUUCUUGCAUGUGUGUUUCAAGUUUUGGGAAGAGAUUAUAAAAUGCCACUUGAUGUACGUACAGGAAUUUUUAUAAUAAUAUAUGGAUUUUAGCAAGAA
Molecule: messenger RNA, 3155 nt
Organism: Bombus pyrosoma
Lineage: Eukaryota; Metazoa; Arthropoda; Insecta; Hymenoptera; Apidae
Product: ankyrin repeat and zinc finger domain-containing protein 1-like
Exons: 14
Coding region: 524-2878 (784 amino acids)
Molecular function (GO): protein binding
Source: RefSeq, a predicted model, not a curated record